Molecule: messenger RNA, 1903 nt
Organism: Anopheles nili
Lineage: Eukaryota; Metazoa; Arthropoda; Insecta; Diptera; Culicidae
Gene: Aldh
Product: aldehyde dehydrogenase, mitochondrial
Exons: 5
Coding region: 196-1743 (515 amino acids)
Molecular function (GO): aldehyde dehydrogenase (NAD+) activity
Source: RefSeq, a predicted model, not a curated record
CGUUUAUUACGCGGUUGCUGUACGUUUUCUUGAUUAAUUGCAAGAUUUUCUUUGCAUACAAAUUACUUCCCCGGUCGUUAAACGUAAGCAAGAUCAAUCAAGCACUGUACCAACAGGGAAGGAGAUAAAGCCGAACAACUGAUUUGAGCAACUGCUUUCGGUCAUUGUUUAAUUAACUGCCCGUGUGUGCACACAAUGCAUCGUUUGGUGAAGUCAUCUAGCGUUCUGCGUGCCCUUGCGACGUCCGCCAGGAACUACUCGGUGCCGGCUCCCAAAUCUUCGCCCGAGAUUCUCUAUACCGGUAUUUUUAUCAACAAUGAGUGGCACAAAAGCUCCACCGGAAAGACCUUUCCCACGAUCAACCCGUCGAAUGAGCAAGUGAUCGCGGAGAUUCAGCAGGGCACGAAAGCGGACAUCGAUCAAGCGGUUGUGGCGGCGAGAGAUGCCUUCCGCCUCGGUUCGCCAUGGCGCCGCAUGGACGCUUCGAAGCGUGGACAGCUGUUGUAUCGACUGGCUGAUUUGAUGGAACGCGAUCAGGUGUAUCUGGCGAGCCUGGAGACGCUGGAUAAUGGCAAGCCGUACUUCAUGUCGUACAACGUCGAUGUACCGAUGGCCAUCAACAACCUGCGCUACUACGCUGGCUGGGCCGAUAAGAACCACGGUAAGGUUAUACCGAUGGAUGGGGAGUUUUUCGUGUACACCCGCCACGAACCGGUCGGUGUUUGCGGACAGAUCAUCCCAUGGAACUUCCCGAUCCUGAUGGCGGCUUGGAAGUUCGGUCCGGCGCUGGCUACCGGCAACACGAUCAUUUUGAAACCGGCCGAGCAGACCUCACUGACGGCGCUGUACUUGGCGCAACUGGCGAAAGAGGCCGGAUUCCCGCCCGGUGUGAUUAACGUCGUGCCCGGAUACGGUGAUGCUGGAGCCGCACUCGUCGAUCACCAUGACGUAGACAAGGUGGCGUUUACCGGUUCCACGGAAGUGGGCAAGAAGAUCCAACAGGGCUCGGGGUUGAGCAACCUAAAGCGUACGACGCUCGAGCUGGGUGGUAAAAGCCCCAACAUCAUUCUGGCCGAUGCGGAUAUGAAACACGCCGUGGAAACGUCACACUUCGGGCUGUUCUUCAACAUGGGCCAGUGCUGUUGCGCCGGAUCGCGCACAUUCAUCGAGGACAAGAUCUACGACGAGUUUGUGGAACGAAGCGCAGAGCGGGCAAAGAAACGCACCGUGGGCAAUCCGUUCGAUUUGACCACCGAGCAUGGACCGCAGGUUGAUCGCGAUCAGUACGACAAAAUCCUCGGAUUGAUCGACACCGGCAAGAAGCAGGGUGCGCGUUUAGUGGCGGGUGGUGAAAAGGUGCAGGACCUGCCCGGCUACUUCAUCCAGCCGACCGUGUUCGCGGACGUGCAGGAUGAUAUGACGAUCGCGAAGGAGGAAAUCUUCGGUCCCGUGCAGCAGCUGAUUCGCUUCAAGUCGCUGGACGAGGUAAUUGAGCGUGCGAACAAGACCGAUUACGGUCUCGCGGCGGCCGUGUUCUCGAAGGACAUCGACAAGGUGAACUAUCUGGUGCAGGGAUUGCGCGCUGGUACGGUGUGGGUAAACACAUACAACGUGCUGUCGGCGCAGGCACCGUUCGGUGGGUACAAAAUGUCCGGCCAUGGGCGUGAAAACGGCGAGUACGGGCUGCAGGCGUACACGGAAGUGAAGAGCGUCAUCACCCGGAUUCCAGUGAAGAAUUCGUAAAAGCCACGUAACAAAUGUCCACAUAGUGGAUCACCGGUUCAGGGAAGUUUCUUUUUAGGAAACGUACACGCACACAAAGAGCUAGAAUAUCCUUAAAACAAUACAGCAUCACGUGUUUGUCAAACAAUUCCGUAUCAUAUGUUUUUGAAUGUCGUUUUUC